Molecule: messenger RNA, 4966 nt
Organism: Rhinopithecus roxellana (golden snub-nosed monkey)
Lineage: Eukaryota; Metazoa; Chordata; Mammalia; Primates; Cercopithecidae
Gene: FGF7
Product: fibroblast growth factor 7
Exons: 4
Coding region: 619-1203 (194 amino acids)
Biological process (GO): animal organ morphogenesis; cell differentiation; lung development
Cellular component (GO): cytoplasm
Molecular function (GO): type 2 fibroblast growth factor receptor binding; growth factor activity
Source: RefSeq, a predicted model, not a curated record
UAGCUCCCUCUCAUGACCAUUGAAUACUAUACAAGCCUCCUUUUAUUCUCGCUGUUGUAUUCAACUAACAGCUCACUGGCUAAGUUUUAAUUGCUUCCAAUGAGGUCAGCAAAGGUAUUUAUCGAAAAGCCCUGAAUAAAAGGCUCACACACACACACACACACAAGCACACACGCGCUCACACACAGAGAGAAAAUCCUCCUGCCCGUUGAUUUAUGGAAACAAUUAUGAUUCUGCUGGAGAAUUUUUCAGCUGAGAAAUAGUUUGUAGCUACAGUAGAAAGGCUCAAGUUGCACAAGGCAGACAACAGACAUGGAAUUCUUAUACAUCCAGCUGUUAUCAACAAAACAAAAGUCAAAUAGCAAGCAGCGUCACAGCAACUGAACUUACUACGAACUGUUUUUAUGAGGAUUUAUCAACAGAGUUAUUUAAAGAGGAAUCCUGUGUUGUUAUCAGGAACUAAAAGGAUUAGGCUAACAAUUUGGAAAGAGCAACUACUCUUUCUUAAAUCAAUCUACAAUUUACAGAUAGGAAGAGGUCAAUGACCUAGGAGUAACAAUCAACUCAAGAUUCAAUUUUCAUUAUGUUAUUCAUGAACACCCGGAGCACUACACUAUAAUGCACAAAUGGAUACUGACAUGCAUCCUGCCAACUUUGCUCUACAGAUCAUGCUUUCACAUUAUCUGUCUAGUGGGUACUAUAUCUUUAGCUUGCAAUGACAUGACUCCAGAGCAAAUGGCUACAAAUGUGAACUGUUCCAGCCCUGAGCGACACACAAGAAGUUAUGAUUACAUGGAAGGAGGGGAUAUAAGAGUGAGAAGACUCUUCUGUCGAACACAGUGGUAUCUGAGGAUUGAUAAAAGAGGCAAAGUAAAAGGGACCCAAGAGAUGAAGAAUAAUUACAAUAUCAUGGAAAUCAGGACAGUGGCAGUCGGAAUUGUGGCAAUCAAAGGGGUGGAAAGUGAAUUCUAUCUUGCAAUGAACAAGGAAGGAAAACUCUAUGCAAAGAAAGAAUGCAAUGAAGAUUGUAACUUCAAAGAACUAAUUCUGGAAAACCAUUACAACACAUAUGCAUCAGCUAAAUGGACACACAAUGGAGGGGAAAUGUUUGUUGCCUUAAAUCAAAAGGGGAUUCCUGUAAGAGGAAAAAAAACGAAGAAAGAACAAAAAACAGCCCACUUUCUUCCUAUGGCAAUAACUUAAUUGUAUAUGGUAUAUAAAGAACCAGUUCCAGCAGGGAGAUUUCUUUAAGUGGACUGUUUUCUUUCUUCUCAAAAUUUUCUUUCCUUUUAUUUUUUAGUAAUCAAGAAAGGCUGGAAAACUACUGAAAAACUGAUCAAGCUGGACUUGUGCAUUUAUGUUUAAGACACUGCAUUAAAGAAAGAUUUGAAAAGUAUACACAAAAAUCAGAUUUAGUAACUAAAGGUUGUAAAAAAUUGUAAAACUGGUUGUACAAUCAUGGUGUUAGUAAUAGUAAUUUUUUUCUUAAAUUAAUUUACCCUUAAGAGUAUGUUAGAUUUGAUUAUCUGAUAAUGAUUAUUUAAAUAUUCCUAUCUGCUUAUAAAAUGGCUGCUAUAAUAAUAAUAAUGCAGAUGAUGUUAUAUAAGGUAUAUCAGACCUACAGGCUGCUGGCAGGAUUUGUCAGAUAAUCAAGCCACCUAACUAUGGAAAAUUAGCAGCAUUUUAAAUGCUUUCUAGUGAAAAAUUAUAAUCUACUUAAACUCUAAUCAGAAAAAAAGAAUAUUCUCAAAAAAUAUAUAUGAAAGUCAGUAAAAUAGAUAAUUUAACAAAAGUACAGGAUUAGAACAUGCUUAUACCUAUUAACAAGAACUAAAUUUCUAAUGCUGCUCAAGUGGAAAGGGUAUUGCUAAAAGAAUGUUUCCAAAAAUCUUGUAUAUAAAACAGCAACAGUGAUUGAUGAUAAUACUGUACUUCAUCUCACUUGCCACAAAAUAACAUUUUAUAAUUCCUCAAAGUAAAAUUGAGAAAUCUUUAAGUUUUUUUCAAGUAACAUAAUCUAUCUUUGUAUAAUUCAUAUUUGGGAAUAUGGCUUUUAAUAAUGUUCUUCCCACAAAUAAUCAUGCUUUUUUUCCUAUGGUUACAGCAUUAAACUCUAUUUUAAGUUGUUUUUGAACUUUAUUGUUUUGUUAUUUAAGUUUAUGUUAUUUAUAAAAAAAAUCUUAAUAAGCUGUAUCUGUUUCAUAUGCUUUUAAUUUUAAAGGAAUAACAAAACUAUCUGGCUCAACUGCAAGUUUCCCUCCCCUUUGUGACUGACACUAAGUCUAGCACACAGCACUUGGGCCAGCAAAUCCUGGAAGGCAGACAAAAAUGAAAGCCUGAAGCAAUGCUUACAAUAGAUGUCUCACACGGAACAAUACAAAUGUGUAAAAAAUCUUUUGCCACAUAUUCUUGCCAACUAAUUGGAUCAUAUAAGUAAAAUCAUUACAAAUAUAAGUAGUUACAGGAUUUUAAAGUUAGAAUAUAUUUGAAUGCAUGAGUAGAAAAGUAUCAUAUUUUAAAACUAUGUGUAUUUAAAUUUAGUCAUUUUCUAAUCUCUAGAAAUCUCUGCUGUUCAAAAGGUGGCAGCACUGAAAGUUGUUUUCCUGUUAGAUGGCAAGAGCACAAUGCCCAAAAUAGAAGAUACAGUUAGGAAUAAGGGGCCCUGAAUGUCAUGAAGGCUUGAGGUCAGCCUACAGAUGACAGGAUUAUUACAAAGAUGAAUUUCCACUUCAAAAGUCUUUCAUUGGUAGAUCUUGAUAGCACUUUAUAUGUUCACCAAUGGGAGGUCAACAUUUAUCUAACUUAAAAGGUAUGCUAACCAUUGUGGUUUUAAUUUCAAAAUAUUUGUCAUUCAAGUCCCUUUACAUAAACAGUAUUUGGUAAUACAUUUAUAGAUGAGAGUCAUAAGAAAAGACUAGGUCAACAAAAACAAAAGAUUCAUUUGAUUUUCCUGUGGUUCAUCUACAUGACUAGGAUGUAGGAAAUUAGAAAAACUGCCCUUCCUCAGAUAUACUCUUGGGAGAGAGCAUGAAUGGUAUUCUGAACUAUCACCUGAUUCAAGGACUUUGCUAGCUAGGUUUUGAGGUCAGGCUUCAGUAACUGUAUGCAGUCUUGCAAGCAUACUGAGGGCAGAGGAGGACUUUGUUUUUCACAUGUGUUUCCUUAGUGCCUAGCAGACUAUCUGUCCAUAAUCAGUUUUCAGUGUGAAUUCACUGAAUGUUUAUAGACAAAAGAAAAUACAUAAUAAAACUAAUCUUCAUUUUUUAAAAGGGUAAAACAUGACUAUACAGAAAUUUAAAUAGAAAUAGUGUAUAUACAUAUAAAAUACAAGCUAUGUUAGGACCAAAUGCUCUUUGUCUAUGGAGUUAUACUUCCAUUAAAUUACACAGCAAUGCUGAAUUAGGCAAAACCAAUAUUUAGUGGUAAAUCCAUUCCUGGUAGUGUAAGUCACCUAAAAAAGACUUCUAGAAACCUGUACUUUAAUUAUUUGUUUUUCUCCUAUUUUUAAAUUUAUUAUGCAAAUUUUACAAAAUAAAAUUUGCUCUAGUUACACACACUUAGAAUUCUAGAAUCUUAAAACUGUAAGAGGUCUCCAUCCCUCUUACUCAUUUGUAGUCUAGGAAAUUGAGAUUUUGAUACACCUAAAGUCAUGCAGCUGGAUAGAUAUACAACUGUCACAAGAGUCUAGAUCAAUUAGCACAUGCUUUCUACCCUUAGACUAUUAGUAUUAUUAGCUAGUGGUCUUCUGGGAUUUUUGUUUUUUUAUUUCUAUUGAGAUAUACAUUUGUACACAAACGUAUACAUUUGUACACAAACAUAACUAUGUCUUGGCAAUGCACUUCAUACAGAAUUACUAAUCUAUACUGUGAUGAUCUGACUCAAAAGGAGAAAAGAAAUUAUGUAGUUUUCAAUUCUGAUUCCUAUCCGUCUUUUGUUUACGAAUGGAAAGCUUUGUGCAAAAUAUACAUAUAAGCAGAGUAAGACUUUCUAAAGUGUUCUUUGAAAGAGAAAAUUAAAUAUAUGAGUUUCUAACAAUUAAAAAGGAAAAAAUCAAAAUACAAAAUGAUAACAAAAGUAAACAAAAGAUACUUUCAAAGCAGUGAACAAAACAUUUUGACAUAAGCCAUAAUAUAAAUUAUAAUAUAAAAAUAUAAAAGCCAUAGUAUAAAUUGUCAGCCUGUGAGCUGGCUACAUAUUCAAUUUAAUGACAAGAGAAGGGGUGCUGGAGGUAAAUUCUUAGGGUUUCUAUCUCAUAGAGUUUGCUCUUCUGGUUCUCUAGACUGCCAAACAACAUAAAGAUGUACGAGGGGACCUAGCUGUAGUAAAAGCAACCCUAUAACAACAAAAACUCUAAAACAGUGCCCCUCACGAUUUUCUACUGAAAUAUCUCUAAUAGUAGAGGUAUAAAAUAAGAGGUUAGAGAAUAAUGCAAAGGGGGCCCACCACAGGCAGAACAUUUCUUUUCUCCUAAGUGUGAUUUUUGCAUCUUACUCCAUAAUAUAUUUGUGGUUGUGUUAAUAUGACAAUGUCUGCAAUUAAACACCAGUAAGCAAAAUUGAUACAUCAGAAUGACUUACAGGGCUUAUCAUGCAGUUGCAUUUACAUCCCUACCCCACUGCCAUUUACUUGAGUGUGAAUGAGACACAAGAGAUUCUUUGCCUCCAAUAAUCCAACUUUACACAUAAAUAACACAAAGCUAAAGGAAACCAGAAUUCAAAUUCAUCAUGCAUAGGAGCAAUAACAAAAAUAUUUAACAGUCAGUAUGGGUGAUUGCUGGCCAAUCAGAAUACAUCACUGAUAUAUCAAAACGGAGGCAGGCCACUAGGACUAACCUGUGGGUAUCAUUCCUAUGAUCACCCUAAAACAGAGUUGGGAAAAUAUCUACUAACUUGUCUCUCUGGUUUGAAUUCUCAAUAUGUAUCUUAAUAUGAAAUAGCUCAUUAAAACUUCAUGUGUAACUACUUCA